AUGGGUUGUCUGUGCAGUAAAGACCAACGUAUUGAGAAGGCACCUAAAGAAUCAAACAAAAGGAUUGAUAAACAGCUACAAGAAGACAAGCAUAAUAACCAAAUAACUUGCCAGCGCCAGUUACUAAUGUUAGGAGCUGCUGAAUCUGGGAAAAGCACGAUAGUAAAUCAGAUGCGAUAUUUACAUGUGGAACUUACUGCAGAGGAGAAAAUGCAUUUUAUACAAAACAACAGUAAAAAGGCUUCAGGGACGUCUGAGACAUUUUUCGUGGUGGACGGUAUCAAUUUUCAUUUAUCUAAUGUUAGAGGUCAGAAGUACGAAAGCGGAAAGUGGAUGCAGUGUUUUGCUGAUGUGUGGGAUGUUAUUUUUGUGGUGGACAGCAGCAGCUAUGACAUGGUGAAGCAUGAAGACAGCCAGACCAACCAGCUGCAGGAGGCACUAAACCACUUCAAGAUCAUCUGGAACAACAGGUGGCUAAGGACCCUUCCUGUCUGGGUCUUACUGAACAAACAGGACCUUCUAGCAGAGAAGGUUUUGGCGGGAAAAUCAAAAAUGGACGAGUAUUUCCCAGAGUUUGCACACUACACUAUGCCUGAAUAUACAACAGCAGUACCAGGGGAGGACCCUCGAGUCACCAGGGCAAAGUACUUCAUACAUGACGAGUUUCUGAAGAUCAGUACAGCAGGCCAAAAAGACGAAACUGACAAUUGUCAUCUGGUUUUCAUCUGUGCAGUCGACACGGAAAACAUCCUGCUCUUCUUCAAAGUCUUGAGAGAUAGCCAGUUUGGUAGAUUUUCGACACUGAGACACAUAUUUUUCACCAACUGAGACAAAUGUCAACGAUUUGAUUACUUGAGACUUAAUUACUUGGCAUAAAAUAAAAUAACUUGAGAUUUGACUUUGACCGCAUUCCAGCCAACUACAUUGCAGUUGCCAGAUCUCACAAUGCCUGGAUAGGUGUUGAACAUAUCCACUAACCACAUCAUAUAAUAUAGCACUCUGACUGCGCAGUUCAUGACUGCAAUGUAUUCGGCCUGGAACGUGGCCUACGACUUGGAGACUCCACUGACAUGAGAGACUGAUGAGUUAAAAUACUUUUGUACUGUUUUGUUACUCACUGUGGCAUAUAGUUUUAUGAAAUAGAACCGCAAACCAAGCCUAUUUGAGUAAUCAGAACUAACCUUCUGUCAAUGGUAGUGUAACACUCUCUGAGCCAGCCAAUGGUGGGGAGCUUGUUGCGCUGGGCCAUGGCACACAGGUACACAAUGACGUAGUUCUCCGCCACCAUCAGGUCCAACGUUCCCACAACGUACCUGCAAUGUUUAGUGGUGCUGUGGUUAGGAAUGUCGACCUGAAGAGUAGCCAUUUCGGAUAGUGUUUUACUAAGACUGUGGCUUCUCAUCAAUUAGCUCUCACACCUGAACAGGUUGUCCAUGACAUGCUGGUAGUUCUCCAUGGUGUUUUCAGGGAGAUAGCAGGACGAGAACACAAUGAUGUCAUUAGACCCAUCUCCAUAGUAACCUGGAAGGAAAACAACAUUUGGAUGAGGGGAAAAUGAAUAUGCAAAAAAUAAGUGAAGAUGCUCUUUGUGUCAUCCAAGUUGAUCUCACAUCAAACGGUCACAUUAUCCGAAUUCCAUGAGCCUGAGACAAGCUCACAUUCUUGCAUUAUGUCAGAUAGGCAAGUGAGUGCUGGGAUUGUGGACUCACCCCCAUGUGACAAGACUCGAAGGUAAGGCUCCAAUACACUCAUGUUGACCAGACUCUCCUGAAGCGGGUCUCCCGUGCGGAACCGGCGCCACCUAGUGCCCUGGCUAUCUACCUGGUCUUGAUCAAGAGAACCCACACCCAUCUGCUCUGGUACUGACCCACGGGCCUUAUGGAAACGUGAUGCCACUCCCAGACGAAGCAGGUCAUCUGUGAAUGGGAAUAAUGUUUCAAUGGUCAAUUUCCCAUACAGUACUGUAGAUAACAAAAUGCAUAGACAGAUAGUGGUUAGGGUGUACUGUCUAUAAUAGAUGAUAUCUAUGGGGUUAAGAUCACCUAAUGCAAAGCAUAUAUAAAGGAAAUAGCUAUAUAUUAUGUAUUCCCCAAAAUAGCUUAUUUGUGUAUCUCAUGUGAAAAAUAUGGUGGUUCAAUAAGUUCAUGGACUGAUCUUGGACCUGUGAGAGUGAAGAAACGGACCAAAGAUAAAGGCUGUUAGUAUGUCCUGUCCACUGCACCCAGUUCUCACCCUCCAAAUCCAUGUCCUGCACUGGAAAGUGGAGGGACUCGCUGUCCGAAGGCGUUUCCAUGGCAUCCAAGUCAAUGUCCAGCCCCAAGUCAUCGUCAUCAGGGGAAGGAGAGAGGGCAGCUGUGGCAUAGUCGUCGGACACCACCGAGUCACUGUGAUCCAGCGUCAGACUUAG
Molecule: messenger RNA, 2407 nt
Organism: Coregonus sp. 'balchen'
Lineage: Eukaryota; Metazoa; Chordata; Actinopteri; Salmoniformes; Salmonidae
Source: the annotation of a GenBank genome assembly